Messenger RNA from Paraphaeosphaeria sporulosa, 980 nucleotides. RefSeq lists its product as uncharacterized. The transcript has a single exon. NCBI's taxonomy places the organism in Eukaryota, Fungi, Ascomycota, Dothideomycetes, Pleosporales, Didymosphaeriaceae. The record is from RefSeq and is a predicted model, not a curated record. The coding region runs from base 57 to 794 and encodes 245 amino acids.
CAACAACCAUCUCGAGCCAUCCCGCCCAUCGCGUUCCACCUCCGCGCCGCACAUACAUGCCGGCCAAGCGCGUGCGCUCUGAGAGCCCCGCUGCCGCCCGCUGCAAGCGCCCUCGCCGCAGCGCCCAUCGCGAGGGCGAGAGCGACCGCACCCCCAACGCCGCCGAAUGCCCCACAGCGCCCUGCCCACCGCCGCAGCCGCUCCCUGAAGCUGCGCCCGAGACGCUGCUCACCACCGGCGGCAGCGCCAGCGACACCGAAAGCGGCCGCAGCCGCAGCCGCAGCCCCGCCGCCCGCGAGUCCCCGCCGGGCUCCCCCGCACCGCCGCAGCCGCUCACCGAAGCCAACCUCGAGGCGCUGAACCGCUCAUCGCUCCCGGAAGCCAGCUGCUUGUCUGAAAGCGCCCCUUCCAUGUCGGCAUCCGCAGCCUCGACGUCCGCCGACGACAUUGCCGCGCGUCUGAAACUGCAGGCCUACCGCAUCCACGUCGACACGACCGUGAGCAUGCCGGUCGAGCUGCAGGCGCACAUCACCACGCACAUCACAAAGGCGCGCAGGCCCGAGGAAAAAGUGUCGCCGUAUGCACAGCGCGUCGUAGACAAGCGAGCAGACGCGGCAAAGGUGCGCGAGGACUCAGCCAUCCGCUCGCUGGAGCCGGCGCUGAUGGCAGGGCUGCACGGCGACGACGAGCACAGCUUCCCCGGCGUGGCGGCCGACUUCAAGUGCAAGAUUUCCCGCGCCUUGCUCCCGUGCGGCAGCGACGAGGUGCGCAGUGCAUACGGCCCUCUCGCCUAGCCCGAGGCCGACUGCUCGUAUGGCUACACGACCCGCUAUCGCGCCCCUGAGCCCGCCGGCGCCGUCUUCACAUCGCAGCAGGAGACCAAGCUGCACGCCGCCGGUCUGGAGAUCUCCUCGCUGCAGCACUUUCCGUUCCUGACCGCGCAGUGGAAGCGCCCACCCGGCACCGAGGGCAUCUUCGCC